Molecule: messenger RNA, 3602 nt
Organism: Cyclopterus lumpus (lumpfish)
Lineage: Eukaryota; Metazoa; Chordata; Actinopteri; Perciformes; Cyclopteridae
Product: NLR family CARD domain-containing protein 3-like
Exons: 12
Coding region: 53-3430 (1125 amino acids)
Molecular function (GO): protein binding
Source: RefSeq, a predicted model, not a curated record
ACCUGGACCUGGAACUAGACCUGGACCUGGACCUGGACCCAGCUGUGUGUCCAUGAAGAGUGACCAGUCUAUGGGAACCCCUUUAACAUUCAAAGAUGGACUUCAGUCUGUUAAACUAAGAGUUCAGCAACAGAGAUCCCAAGUGAUCCCAAGAGACCUGGACCCCAUAUUUAAGCUGCUUGAGAAGAACAUUGUCAGCUUUAUGAAGAGCGAGCUGAAGAAGAUGCAAAAGGUCCUCAGUCCAGAUUACCCAGAAGGCUCUGCGGGUCAGAAGGAAGAUGAGGAGGUGUUGGACGGUGAGGAUGAAGAGCAGAUGAGGAGCAGCGGGGAAGCAUUUCUGAAGAUCACACUAAACCUCUUGAGAAGAAUGAAGCAGGAGGAGCUGGCUGACUGUCUGCAGAGCAAAACUAGUGCUGCAGUGUGCCAACAUGAACUCAAGUCUAACCUGAAGAAGAAGUUCCAGUGUGUGUUUGAGGGGAUCCCUAAAGCAGGGAACCCAACCCUCCUGAACCAGAUCUACACAGAGCUCUACAUCACAGAGGGAGGGACUGCAGAGGUCAAUGAGGAGCACGAGGUCAGACAGAUUGAAACAGCAUCCAGGAAACCACACAGACCAGAAACACCCAUCAGACAAGAAGACCUCUUCAAAGCCUCGUCUGGAAGAGAGGAACCAAUCAGAACAGUGAUGACAAAGGGAGUGGCUGGGGUUGGGAAAACAGUCCUAACACAGAAGUUCACUCUGGACUGGGCUGAAGACAAAGCCAACCAGGACAUCCAGUUCAUGUUUCCAUUCACGUUCAGAGAGCUGAAUGUGCUGAAAGAGAAGAAGUUCAGCUUGGUGGAACUAGUUCAUCACUUCUUCACUGCAAUCUGCAGGUUUGAAGAGUUCCCGGUUGUGUUCAUCUUUGACGGUCUGGAUGAGUGUCGACUUCCUCUGGACUUCCACAACAAUGAGGUCCUGACUGAUGUCACAGAAUCCACCUCAGUGGAUGUGCUGCUGACAAACCUCUUCAGGGGGAAACUGCUUCCCUCUGCUCGCCUCUGGAUAACCACACGACCUGCAGCAGCCAAUCAGAUCCCUCCUGACUGUGUUGGCUUGGUGACAGAGGUCAGAGGGUUCACUGACCCACAGAAGGAGGACUACUUCAGGAAGAGGUUCAGAGAUGAGGAGCAGGCCAGCAGGAUCAUCUCCCACAUCAAGACCUCCCGUAGCCUCCACAUCAUGUGCCACAUCCCAGUCUUCUGUUGGAUCACUGCUACAGUUCUGGAGGACAUGUUGAAGACCACAGAGGGAGGAGAGCUACCCAAGACCCUGACUGAGAUGUACAUCCACUUCCUGGUGGUUCAGUCCAAAGUGAAGAAGGUCAAGUUCGAUGGAGGAGCUGAAACGGAUCAACACUGGAGUCCAGAGAGCAGGAAGAUGACCGAGUCUCUGGGAAAACUGGCUUUUGAUCAGCUGCAGAAAGGGAACCUGAUCUUCUAUGAAUCCGAGCUGACAGAGUGUGGCAUCGAUAUCCGAGCAGCCUCAGUGUACUCAGGAGUGUUCACACAGAUCUUCAGAGAGGAGAGAGGACUGUACCAGGCCCAGGUGUUCUGCUUCGUCCAUCUGAGUGUUCAGGAGUUUCUGGCUGCUCUUCAUGUCCAUCUGACCUUCAGCAACUCUGGUGUCAACCUGAUGGCAGAAAAACAACCAAGACCUAAAGGCCUUGGUUGGCCUAAAGUAUUGAGAGCAGAACCUAAACUAAAACAUCUCUACCAGAGUGCUGUGGACAAGGCCUUACAGAGUCCAAAUGGACACCUGGACUUGUUCCUCCGCUUCCUCCUGGGUCUUUCCCUGGAGACCAAUCAGACUCUCCUACGAGGUCUGCUGACACAGACAGGAAGUAGCUCACUGACCAAUCAGGAAACAGUCCAGUACAUCAAGAAGAAGAUCAGUGAGAAUGUUUCUCCAGAGAAAAGCAUCAAUCUGUUCCACUGUCUGAAUGAACUGAAUGAUGGUUCUCUGGUGGAGGAGAUCCAACAGUCCCUGAGAUCAGGACGUCUCUCCACAGAUAAACAGUCUCCUGCUCAGUGGUCAGCUCUGGUCUUCAUCUUACUGUCAUCAGAAAAAGAUCUGGAGGUGUUUGACCUGAAGAAAUACUCUGAUUCAGAGGAGGCUCUUCUGAGGCUGCUGCCGGUGGUCAAAGCCUCCAACAAAGCUGUGCUGAGUGGCUGUAAACUCUCAAAGAGAAGCUGUGGAGCUCUGUCCUCAGUCCUCAGCUCCCAGUCCUCUAGUCUGAAAGACCUGGACCUGAGUCACAACAAGCUGCAGGAUUCAGGAGUGAAGCUUCUCUCUGCUGGACUGGAGAGUCCACACUGUGCACUUGAACAUCUCAGUCUGUCAUGGUGUAAGAUCUCAAAGGAAGGCUGUUCUUCUCUGGGAUCAGCUCUGAAGUCAAACCCCUCCAGUCUGAGAAAACUGGAUCUGAGUGGAAACCAGCUGCAGGAUUCAGACUUGAAGCUGCUGAGUGGUUUUCUGGAGAGUCCACAUUGUAGUCUGGAGACUCUGAGUCUGUCAUGGUGUGAGAUCUCAGAUGAAGGCUGUUCUUCUCUGGGAUCAGCUCUGAAGUCAAACCCCUCCAGUCUGAGAGAACUGGAUCUGAGUGUAAACCAGCUGCAGGAUUCAGGAGUGAAGCUGCUGAGUGGUUUUCUGGAGAGUCCACAUUGUAGUCUGGAGACUCUGAGUCUGUCAUGGUGUAAGAUCUCAAAGGAAGGCUGUUCUUCUCUGGGAUCAGCUCUGAAGUCAAACCCCUCCAGUCUGAGAAAACUGGAUCUGAGUGUAAACCAGCUGCAGGAUUCAGGAGUGAAGCUGCUGAGUGGUUUUCUGGAGAGUCCACAUUGUAGUCUGGAGACUCUGAGUCUGUCAUGGUGUCAGAUCUCAAAGGAAGGCUGUUCUUCUCUGGGAUCAGCUCUGAAGUCAAACCCCUCCAGUCUGAGAGAACUGGAUCUGAGUGGAAACCAGCUGCAGGAUUCAGGAGUGAAGCUGCUGAGUGGUUUUCUGGAGAGUCCACAUUGUAGUCUGGAGACUCUGAGUCUGUCAUGCUGUGAGAUCUCAGAUGAAGGCUGUUCUUCUCUGGGAUCAGCUCUGAAGUCAAACCCCUCCAGUCUGAGAAAACUGGAUCUGAGUGAAAACCAGCUGCAGGAUUCAGGAGUGAAGCUGCUGAGUGGUUUUCUGGAGAGUCCACAUUGUAGUCUGGAGACUCUGAGUCUGUCAUACUGUAAGAUCUCAAAGGAAGGCUGUUCUUCUCUGGGAUCAGCUCUGAAGUCAAACCCCUCCAGUCUGAGAGAACUGGAUCUGAGAGGAAACCAACUGCAGGAUUCAGGAGUGAAGCUGCUGUCUGAUCUUUUGGAGAGUCCACAUUGUAGACUGGAGACUCUAAGAUGGACGUGAUCAGCUGAGUGCUGAUGAUCCAGAGAGCAUCUGGAGACUGGGACUGCUCCACCACCUCCACCUGGAUUUGAUUUAGUCGACCACACAGCAGAAGACUUUUAAAAGAUUAGAAGAUUUGUUUUGCUUGGAUGUCCAAGACACAACAACAUGUGUACUAAUUGUUGGACAUUCG